Messenger RNA from Penicillium verhagenii, 1611 nucleotides. RefSeq lists its product as uncharacterized. The transcript is spliced from 2 exons. The record is from RefSeq and is a predicted model, not a curated record. Lineage: Eukaryota; Fungi; Ascomycota; Eurotiomycetes; Eurotiales; Aspergillaceae. Bases 1 to 1611 code for a protein of 536 amino acids.
AUGCGGAUCAAUCCCGACCUCCGCGGAUUUUCAACCUCAACCAACCUCCCACGCUCCUCCCAUUCCCACCGCGCUACCAUGGUGAGGCCCCAGCCAGUCCUAAGGCAAUGCCUGUCACUCCAAAAGUCUCUCACGAAUACCUCCGCGACAAGAAAAGCUGCCCUUACAAACCGUCUCCCAGCCCCUACCCUACUCAAAGCCAAUGACGCAGUCCGCGCCGCACGACCAUUCCACAGCACCUCGUCCAGGCAGCGGACGAGAGCCCCCGCACCUGCUGCGAGAAUGAGUCGAAAGGAAAAAACAGAUCCCAAGAACAAAUUUAGGUCACUCAACCCAGAUUUCGGCGUAUACUUCGGAUGUUUAUCCGAUAUCAGGCCAGAUUUAAUGGCGCCUGUCGAUUCGUUGAUGGCAGAGCAUAUGCGGGAGUCGAAAUACGCGUAUGAAGCCGGUAUUAGGGACGGAUUGAUUCCCACUGGUAUUAGUGAGGCUACAUACCGAAAUGUAGGUGCGCAGUUGGUCACGGCGGCGUUUGCGGGGGAACCUUCUUCGCAAGCGAUCAGAGCUAUUUCGACUGAUGCCGACGCUGUAUUCCGUAUUGGGUGGAUGGUCACGGCCUCGAACCGAUACUUCCGCGGCUGGCUUAUUGCAGCUUGUGCAAACGCCGGUGCUCUCCUUCCAUAUGUGAUCUAUGCGAAGAACAGCUUCCUCUAUUUCGACGAGCCGCCAAUGCACACCCCCACGAUGGCCAGGCUAUUUGAGAUCGCGGACAAAGGGUACCCUCCUGCGCUAUUAUUGCAAGCGCAAGUACUUCACCAGCACGGAGACUACAAGCGUGCGGCCGAGAUCCUGGAAACCAAGGUGCUGCCGUACCUCUCCCCAUCAGGACGGAAGCCGAUCCCAUUCGAAGACGUCCUGCUAGGCGAAUUGCUGCCAUCGCCACUCAGGCUAUAUGCGCUGACGCAGGCGACCCUGGGCGAUCAGCUCAAUUCGCAGGCGCACCGUGACAAAUCAGACGAGGCGAUCCGACGCGCGGCAUUGGAGUUUAACGACCCCGGCGCGCUACUGGACUACGCGAGCCUCAUGAUGAACCAGCAUAAUCUGGAGAUGUACGAAGAAUGCAUGGGCAAAGCAGCAGCCGCAGGCAGCCACCAUGCGUGCCUGUACCUCGCCAAUUUCUAUUAUCUCACGUACCAAGGCUUAUACCCGACGCGGGGCGAGCAGAAGCCCACCAAGGCCAACCCGAACCCAGCGGCGAAUUGGAAGCCCGUUUCGAUAGAGUCUAGGGACAAGAUUGAAAAUCUGAGCCUGUGGCAGUUUGUCGUUGAUAAGUUCCAAAGUUCUUUCAACCGGGCUAUGCCUCGGCAUGAUUACCACUUGCUUGCGCACAUGUGGUAUGAUGUUGCUUCUGGGUAUGGUGAGCCCAGGGCAUACUUUAUGCAUGCGCUUUUAUCGCGUGAUUUGAACUUGAUGUUUAAUGGCCGGAUGCAGUUGGAGAGCGCCAUGAUGGAUAAGGAUCCUCUUUAUGCGAAGAAGAUCAAGGAGUUGAAGCUUAAUUGGUAUAAUAAGGAUUAUGAGCCGUCUGUACCGAGAAAGAUGUUACCUGUGCGGUAG